AUGAUUCAGGAAAUUGCGGAAGAAUACCCGUUCGAGCGUAAUGCUCGUCUCGUUGGCAACGAAAGUUGCACCGCAGGCGCCAUCUCUAGACUUGGCUGGCUGGUUUCUGGAGGGAUAUUGGCCACUGGGGCGUUUUAUGUUCGUCUUGUGUUGGUUUGCCAUGCUGAUAUCUGUUGGUUGCAGAAGCAUCCCUGGUCUUUGGAUUUUGGGUCCAAGCUAAUGUUUGCUUUUGCUCGUCUUUGUCAGGUUGGGCUGUUGGUGUUGGCUGCAAUAUGGGUGUGGGCCGAUAUCUUGUUGGAAGACGUGGCAGUGGUCAAAAGUUAUCCUGCGAAUGUGGCAUUAAUAUGUGGGAAUUUAGGGGCACUAUUUGAUGCGCAAUCAAGUGAAGGCGCGGGAAAAAAGAGAGCCUCUAGUUCUGGACUUGGGGUAAACGUAAUCCAAACAAGAGAGAUCUCUGGCCGUGAGUCACAAGUCAGGCCGCGGAAUGAGCAGAAAUGUCUGCCCCUCUUUCUUGUUGUGUCGCCGUCCUCUGCCACCCCUUCCAUCUCCAAGAUCUGCAGGGCUCCCUCUUUCCUCUCUCAUAAUCAUAAUCACUCUUUUUUAUUGCGAGUUGCCAAUGAUGCCGAUAAGAUUGUUGACGGUAUCGACUUCGGUGAACUAUGCAAUGACUUCGAGUGCAUCAGCAGCCCCUUGGUGGAAUCUACAUCAAGACAACUUGCUCGCGAUAUACUUGAACUUCGGGAUGAUAACAGAGCUUUUGCAACUUUGGCUAUUUCCGUCAAAUACAGGGAUCCUUUGAGGAGCUUUAUUGGUCGCGACAAGUACAGAAGACCGCUAUGGGCCAGGGAUGCCCUGAACGAUCCCUCUGUGAGCUUGCAGGAAAUGGUGAUGCUGUCGACCAGUGUACUCUGUAUCAAGUGGACAAUUAGAGGGAAGCCUAAAUCUUUAAUUGGUGGAGUGGCGGGGGAUCUGAUACUAAGGGUUACUUCCCAAUUUACUCUUAACCAAAUUAGUGGUCAAGUCAUUGAGCAUGAAGAAUUCUGGGAUUUAUCUGCUUCGCCCGCUGUUGCUCAGGUAUUUUUCUGGACAUCCCGUGCGCUUUUUGCUGCCGUUGAAUCUGGAAAAGAUUUUCUAGAUAUCGCCAAAGACAUGAGUAAUCGCCUUCCAACCAAAAAAGGCGACAUAGAGAUUGAUCCAGAUCCAUCUCCUGAUCCAACCAAGUUCUUCCAGAGGGACGACAGCUUUCAGCGAGACGCAUACCAGAUUGCACUAUUUCUGGCAGUUCUUUAUUUUCUAGUUCAAUUUCUGAGGACAACUUUGUAAAGCCUGCCUUGUCAAUACUAAUCUAUCCAAAAAUUAUCAUAAUAACUAAAAUUGCAAGCCUGUAUUCCUGAGA
Messenger RNA from Prosopis cineraria, 1396 nucleotides. RefSeq lists its product as uncharacterized. The transcript has 8 exons. Gene Ontology annotation, cellular component: chloroplast. The record is from RefSeq and is a predicted model, not a curated record. The coding region runs from base 1 to 1323 and encodes 440 amino acids. NCBI's taxonomy places the organism in Eukaryota, Viridiplantae, Streptophyta, Magnoliopsida, Fabales, Fabaceae.